AUGAAUUCUAUAGGACAAACUACACAAUUACCUAAUUAUUCUUGUAGUGAAAAUAAUGUUUCUAUUAAGCUUACAUUAUCUUCAUCAUCUCAUUCAGCAUGGAAUCCAACAUCAAAUUGUUCUUUACAGCAAUGUAAUACAAGUUUGAAUGGUAACAAUAACUGUCGUUCAUCAUCAACACCUUGUUAUGAUUAUCGAACAAUAACUAACAUUAGUUAUUGUGCACCUGGUAUUUUAUGUUCAAUAUUAGAAAGAUGUGAUAAUAUUACACAAACAUGCUCAUUAAAUAAUUCAAUAUGUGUUAUUAAUUCAUGUUGUUCAUCACAAGCAGUAUGUUUACCAUUCUUAGCAACACAAAUGUGUGAAAGAGGAUGGUCUUCUACUGGCAAUAUGACUAAUGUACGAUACUGGCACACAGCAUCUGUAUUAUCAAAUGGAAAAAUAUUAGUUACUGCUGGCUUUAGCUCUACUGGUUAUUUAAACAGUGCUGAGCUGUAUGAUCCAUCAACAGGUACUUGGUCAACUACUGGUAACAUGACUAAUACACGAGGGUACCACACAGCAUCUAUAUUAUCAAAUGGAAAAGUUUUAGUUACUGGUGGACUUGGUAAUAUUUAUUAUUUAAAUAGUGCUGAAUUGUAUGAUUCAUCAACAGGUACUUGGACAACUACUGGUAACAUAACUAACGCACGAUCUGGUCACACAGCAUCUAUAUUAUCAAAUGGAAAAGUAUUAGUUACUGCUGGCUUUGGCCCUACUGGUUAUUUAAAUAGUGCUGAGCUGUAUGAUCCAUCAACAGGUACUUGGACAACUACUGGUAACAUGACUAACGCACGAUAUUAUCACACAGCAUCUGUAUUAUCAAAUGGAAAAGUUUUAGUUACUGGUGGGUUGAAUAGUAAUAGUAUUACUGGUACUUUAAAUAGUGCUGAAUUGUAUGAUCCAUCAACAGGUAUUUGGACAACUACUAGUAACAUGACUCAUACACGAUACUGGCACACUGCAUCUAUAUUAUCAAAUGGAACAGUGAUAGUUGCUGGUGGACGCGAUGGUAUUAGCUUUACCUUAAAUAGUGCUGAAUUGUAUGAUUCAUCAACAGGUACUUGGUUAACUACUGGUAACAUGACUAACGGUCGAGCUGGUCACACAGCAUCUAUAUUAUCAAAUGGAAAAGUAUUAGUUACUGGUGGAGGUAGCAAUAGUGCUGAGCUGUAUGAUCCAGCAACAGAUACUUGGACAACUACUAGUAACUUGAAUAAUGCACGUGUUUAUCACACAGCAUCUGCAAUAACAAAUGGAAGAGUAUUAGUUACUGGUGGAAAUGGUAUUGGUGGUGCUUUAAAUAGUGCAGAGUUAUAUUAA
This is a messenger RNA of Adineta steineri, 1362 nucleotides long. The record is from the annotation of a GenBank genome assembly. Lineage: Eukaryota; Metazoa; Rotifera; Eurotatoria; Adinetida; Adinetidae.